UCUACCUGUUACUCUCUGGAUAUUGUGAAUAUAAUGUAUGAAGUUUUAUCUUCACAGAAACAAUACAAGAAAGACCUGGAAACUGAAAUUAAAGGGAAGGGUAUGCAAGUUGGUCCGGAUACUCCUGAGAUAAGACGAGCCAAGAAAGCCUCUGAAAUUGCAAGCAUGAAGGAAUACAAGAAAGACUUGGAGAAUGAAAUUAAAGGAAAGGGAAUGGGAGUGGGCAUGGAUACCCCUGAUAUACAACGAGCCAAAAAGGCUUCUGAAAUUGUAAGCCAGAAAGAAUAUAAAAAGGAUCUGGAGACUGAAAUUAUAGGAAAAGGGAUGCAAGUUGGCCCAUACACUCCUGAAAUACAGCGGGUCAAAAGGGCUUCAGAAAUAGCAAGCCAGAAAAUGUACAAAGAUGAAGCAGAGAAGAUGCUCUGUAACUAUUCUGCUGUCCCAGACACUCCAGAGAUGGAAAGGAUAAAAAGUACUCAGAAAAACAUCAGUUCAGUGUUUUAUAAGAACGAAGUAGGAGCUGGCACAGCUGUAAAAGAGACUCCAGAGAUUGAAAGAGUAAAGAAAAAUCAACAGAAUAUUAGUUCUAUUAAAUACAAGGAGGAAAUUCAGCAAGCAACAACUAUUUCUGAUCCACCCGAACUAAGGAGAGCUAAAGAAAACCAGAAGAACAUUAGCAAUGUUCAGUACAAAGAGCAGCUCUGCAAAGCUACGCCUGUGAGUGUCACCCCCGAGAUCGAAAGAGUCAAGAGGAAUCAAGAGAAUGUCAGCAUGGUUCACUACAGGGAGCAGCCUGGCAAAGCUACUGCUGUGAGUGUCACUCCUGAGAUAGAGAGAGUCAAGAAGAAUCAAGACAAUAUCAGCUCGGUCAAGUACAGCAGUGAUCAAAGGCAGAUGAAAGGUAGAUGUAGUGUGCUUCUAGACACACCUGAGCUAAGGCAUGUCAAAGAAACACAAAACAACAUCUCAAUGGUGAAAUACCAUGAAGAUUUUGAGAAGACAAAGGGCAGAGGCUUCACCCCAGUGGUAGAUGAUCCUAUAACAGAGCGGGUGCGGAAAAACACACAAAUCGUGAGUGAUGCAGCGUAUAAAGGUGUGCAUCCACAUAUUGUUGAAAUGGAUAGAAGGCCUGGAAUAAUUGUUGAUCUUAAAGUUUGGCGCACCGAUCCUGGCUCCAUCUUCGACAUUGAUCCUCUGGAGGACAAUAUUCAGUCUAGGAGUCUGCAUAUGCUUUCUGAAAGAGCAAGCCGUUACAGUAAGCAGUAUUUACAUUCUACCAGUUUGGGAGAUUAUAAAUCAGAUGGCUCUGACACGAACCCUACCUUUUCUUACUGCAGUGAGAUAACAAGGCCAUCUGACGAAGGAGCCCCUGUUCUCCCUGGGGCAUAUCAGCAAAGCCAGUCUCAAGGAUACGGAUACAUGCACCAGACCAGUAUGUCAUCCAUGAGGUCCAUGCAUUCACAGCCUCAUUCAGCAGGUCUGAGAACAUACAGAGCUAUGUAUGACUACAGUGCUCAAGAUGAAGAUGAAGUUUCCUUCAGGGAUGGUGAUUAUAUCAUCAAUGUGCAACCAAUUGAUGAUGGCUGGAUGUAUGGUACUGUUCAGAGAACUGGGAAAACAGGAAUGCUUCCAGCAAAUUAUAUUGAGUUUGUUAACUAAUUUUUGUCUCUAGUUCUUUAAGCUUUAUUAUGAUUUACUCAAAAUCUAACCUUUUAGAAAAAGUUAGAAGAAUCUUUUAAGAAUACAUGUUCAUUACUUUAUCAAUGCUAUAACAGUCUGCAUUCUCACUCGGAAUUCAAUUUAGAGUCCUUUAAAGUAAAGAUAAUCAACAAGAAGCUCAGAGCUUUGGAAACACCAUUGCUUAUAAUAGUGCUUCCUCAAAAUGAAAAACAUCUAUGAAAGCCUCGUGCUGCCAAUCCUAUAAAUAUUUCAAUUAGCUUUGAAGGGGAAAUACCUUUUCCUUACACCUCAAAGACAUUAUUUCUCUUUAUAAUAACAACCAUAAAAUCGAUUCGCUUCUUACGGCACUCUGAAGUCACAGGAGGUUAACACACUGAGU
Molecule: messenger RNA, 2059 nt
Organism: Phaethon lepturus (White-tailed tropicbird)
Lineage: Eukaryota; Metazoa; Chordata; Aves; Phaethontiformes; Phaethontidae
Gene: NEBL
Product: nebulette
Exons: 14
Biological process (GO): cardiac muscle thin filament assembly
Cellular component (GO): Z disc
Molecular function (GO): actin filament binding
Source: RefSeq, a predicted model, not a curated record